AUGAACAAGAGGAGGGUCAUCCUAACAAUCCCAAAUGACAAAGCUAAGGAGAUUUCAACAAACAACAACGAAGUUCAAGGAGAUCGGAGCUGGAAUUCAACCAUGGACUGGACUGAACUUCCAGGUGAUACAGUUAUUCAACUUUUUUCUCUUCUGAAUGAUCACGAUAGAGUGAAUUUAUCAUCUGUCUGUCAAAGUUGGUGGUCUCUAGCUGCCUCUCCAUGCUUAUGGCGGUCCCUUGAUCUUCGAGCGCGCAAAUUUGAUAUCUCUACAGCCACAUCUCUUGCUUCUCGAUGUUCUUCCCUUCAGAAACUUUAUUUUGAAGGAGAAGAAUCUGCUGAGGCCAUAAUCAGUCUCAAAGUAAGCACUUUGAUUGAGCUAAGCGGAAACUUUUAUGGUAGAGUUAAUGACAUGACUUUAUCUACAAUUGUUGAUAUGAAUAAGUUACUUGAAAUCCUUGAAUUCGGUUCUAGCUAUUGUAAUGGAAUCAGUAGUGAAGGAAUCAAAUCAAUUGCUAUGUGCUGUCUUAAUCUCAAGAAGCUUUGGCUUUCAGGCGUGAAAGAGGUUAACUCGAUAGCGAUUAAUGCUCUAAGUAGCAAUUGUCACAGUUUGGUAGAAAUUGCGUUUACGGAUUGUGGAAAAGUGGACGAGAUAGCGCUGACAAAUCUCGUAUCAGUUCAAUUUCUCUCAAUUGCUGGAACAAAACGGUUGAAUUCAUAUCAUGUUAUAGAGCAUUGGAUUAAGUUUGAAAAUUUGCUAGCAUUAGAUGUCUCGAGAACAGACAUUAGUGCAAAUGCUAUUGAUAGAUUACUUUCCUAUUCUCCAACUUUAAAGGUAUUAUGUGCUUUUGAUUGUGAGGAAAUGGAGCAAGAUAUUAAUUUUAGCCCUAGAAAUGAAAUGGGUAUAGAGUUGAUAUCCAUUCCAACUUACACAUCCACAUUGUUGGAUUUUCAAAAUAUCAUGAUCAUGCCAUGGAUUGAACAAGUUUUAUCGCGUUGCCUUCUUCAUUUUGCAAAUACCAAUGAUCUUCCAGUGAGAUAUUUUUGGACUUAUGGAGGUAUAACUUUCAUAACUAAGUUUUUAAAAAGUUUGGAAGAAGAGGUACAAAGAAGGGCAAUUAGAAUAAUUCCAAAAUUUGCGACACUUAAUUUUAAAGAGGAGGGUGAUGAUGCGAUUAUUGAUCAACGAGUGGAGGCAAUAGUAGAUUGGGUAACAAUUUUUUUAAAUCUAGUCAAAUCAUCCGGCGAAGGAGUUAAAUUAGAGAUGGCUAAGGCAAUAAAUAUGUUGUUUUCGAGUGAAGAAUUUGCGAGUGUGACAGCCAAAAGAGGAAUGGAAGUUCUAAUGAAAUUGCUUGAGUCUAGAAAUAAAUUUAUCCUUGAAGAGGCUAGUAAUGCAUUAAGGUGUUUGCGUGAAAGGGUGCCAAAGAAUCAAUAUAAGAGUAUUAUUUUCGAGUGUGGUGACUUAGAAGUAUUGAAGAACCUUUUGCAGAGAUGGACUUCUAUAAGCGAAAAUGUGUUGAAAAAUAUUAUUGGUACACUAGCAAUUAUGACAUUAGAUGAAAGAAUAAACGUGGAAAUUAGCAAAAAUGGUUGCUUAGAUGCACUUGUGGCUAUUACUCAGGAUUGUGUGUUUGUUGGAGUAUUGGAGCAGGUUGUUUGUGUCUUUGCUAACUUGAUAGGAAAUACACAUACAAAUGACAACGAUAUAAUAGUUGGAUACAAAUUACGUGCCCUUCAAGCACUUGUACAACUCAUUCGUUCACCAGAUAAACAUACAUGUCAAGAAGCUGUUGAGGCACUUAGUAACUUGUCUUUUGAUGAAAGGAACCGAGAAGCUGUUGAUGGCAUUGAAACUUUGGUUUAUUUAGCAAAGGAAAUCACCAAUUAUUCAUGGAUAAAAUGGAAGAGAGCUAGUGGGGAGAGAAUUCAGACGAGAUCACAAAAUCCAAUAGGACAUUUUAGACGUUCUAGAAGUCUAAUGUCUCAUGCCCUCUCUAUUAAGGAUGAUAUACAUGUCACUAUAAUGGGAACCCUUUGGAAUCUCGUAUUCAAACCGGAAAUCGCUCUUCGUGUAGUUGAAAAAAAGGGGAUUCAAGUUCUUGUACGCAUUUGUUUGAUUUCCGGAUCUGAACUAACAAGAUUCUUGGCUAUUUUAGUAAUGGCUUACAUUUUUCAUGCCCUCCCAGAAGGAUGCAUAUACACUAUAAGAAAUUCAUCUAAUGAACCAACAAAGACUUUAAGGAUUGGAAUGAAGCAUAUUGAAGAUUUUAUUAACAGUUUCUUGGAUGAUGAAACACUUAAAUGCGAUUAUUUAUCUUUAACAUCCAUCGAUUUGUAUCGAGUUGUCGAGUUUGCUCGUAUACGGGAUGUGCAUCAAUUGAAAUGCAGUGGAGCCGAAAUUGCACGUUUUGUUGACAUGUUAGGAAGUUCAUAUUCCUCAAUUAAGUCAUGCGCAGCGUUCGCUUUAAUGCAGUUUACUACAUCAGGUUACAAGAAUAGUGUGCAUCAUAUUCGUCUUAUAAAUGACAAGAAAACGAUGUCUACAACUUUUGACAUAUGA
Molecule: messenger RNA, 2559 nt
Organism: Impatiens glandulifera
Lineage: Eukaryota; Viridiplantae; Streptophyta; Magnoliopsida; Ericales; Balsaminaceae
Product: protein ARABIDILLO 1-like
Exons: 13
Coding region: 1-2559 (852 amino acids)
Molecular function (GO): protein binding
Source: RefSeq, a predicted model, not a curated record